AUGGCAAGUGCAAAUUUUUUUAAAUUAGCUGGAAAUGUGUAUGUUUUACUAGCUGAUGAAGUAGUAAAUGCUAGUCAUAAUGAACAGUUGUCUAUUUGUCUUCGGUUUAUUAAUGAUGAACAUGAAUGUGAAGAGUAUUUCUUAGGAUUUGUUCGUUUUUAUGAUUUUGAUGCUGUUUCAUUAGCAAAAGAAAUAAGUAACUAUUUGGUAAAGCACAAUAUUCCUAUGUCAACAUGUAUAGCACAAUGUUAUGACUGUACUGCCAUGAUGUUCGGUCAAUAUAAUGGAGUUCAUAUGAAAUUACAACAAUAUUUUAUGCCAAAAGCUAUCUAUAUUCACUCAAUUAUUAAAGUACUUGAAGAUUUAGUGAAGAAUGAUAGAAAUCGUGCAGUAGAUGGAAGAGGUAUUUGUGUUAAUCUUGGCUCAGUAAAGAACUUUGUAUCAACACUUUGUAAACAAUUAACUGAUAUGAAAAAUGAGUAA
Rotaria sordida is the source of this 483-nucleotide messenger RNA. The record is from the annotation of a GenBank genome assembly. NCBI's taxonomy places the organism in Eukaryota, Metazoa, Rotifera, Eurotatoria, Philodinida, Philodinidae.